AUGGUUGGUCUUCUACUGUGUCUACCAGGCGAAUUAAGGAAUCCGUCCAUUUUCGAACAACGGUUGCAUUGGGAUCGGUAUUGCCAGAAACACCAGAACCGUGGGACCUUUGCUAGACGACUUCGGAUGCGCAGAGAAAGCUUUGAUAAGCUGCUUUCAUUUUUAGUCGACGACCUGCUUGUUAACGAGACUCAAGCCACGCGAAGGGGUGGAUCCAUCAUACCGGAACUGUGCCUCUACUGUACCCUUCGAUAUUCGGCCGGCGGCUCCUACCUGGAUAUUACAGACAUUGCUGGAAUUUCCCGUAGCUCGUUCUAUCGAGUACUAUGGAAGACAAUAACGGCAUUAUGCAAGUGUCCGCAGUUGAAGAUUCGAUUCCCCCGUACUCAACAGGAAAUAAAGACUGCAAUAGACGGCUUUGCCGGGAUAUCGGAUGGUGUUGCCAUACAAAACUGUGUUGGUGUGGCCGAUGGCUAUCUUAUGCGUAUCAGGGUACCGACCAAGAAGGAAACUGGCAACAUCCGAAGCUUCUUCUCAGGUCACUAUCAGUGCUAUGGAGUAAACAUCCAGGCCGUACCACCAUUCUCGGUUCAUCUUCUUUGCCUAUGCCGCUCCCGGGGUUUCGGAUGA
This is a messenger RNA of Seminavis robusta, 630 nucleotides long. The record is from the annotation of a GenBank genome assembly. Lineage: Eukaryota; Bacillariophyta; Bacillariophyceae; Naviculales; Naviculaceae.